UGCGCAUGCUCCGCAGCCCGUGCCUUCCUUACGGCGCCCAAGGCACAGGGAAAAAAGAGGCGGCUAAAGCGGCUGAGGACCGGAUACCGCCCCCAUGGCGCAUGUGCGCUUCCGCGGGCUUGUCUCACUUUUCUUUUUUCUGUGGGGGCGGGGCGAGCGAGCGAAAGCGGUGUGGGGAGAGAUGCGAAAGGCGGGGUUUUUUCGGUUAUUGUUAAUUUAAAAGCACACUUCGUUUAAAGUAUAAACGACUCGAAACGUUAAUGGCGGACGCGAAGUUUCCCCCUUUGCCGGCCUCUCCGUGAGUAAGGCGCGCGCAGCGAGCGGCGUUGGCGUGGCAACGGCCGUCACCGCCGCGAGAGGCAGCAGCCCAACCGCCGCCACCAACGCCGCGCCCGCUUCCGGUCCAGCCCCGCCCAUCUCCUCCUCUUCCUCUUCCCCCGCCCCUCGUCGCGCGAACGCUGCCAGGCCCUCUCGCCGUGUCCCCUGUCAGGGCGGCAGCCGCUAUGUCCGACAAGGAGUUCAUGUGGGCCCUCAAGAACGGAGACCUGGACGAGGUGAAGGACUACGUGGCCAAGGUAAGGCCGCCGGGGGCGGGUGGGCGUGGAGGCAGGCAGGGAGGGCGGGAGAGCCUGGGCGCCGCUUCCUGGCCUUGAGGCGGGGCUCCCCCUUCUUCCUCACAGGACCCGCCGUCAUCUGCUUCGCAAACUAAAGGUGCCGGGGCUCAGGCCCGAGCUCUUCCCCUGCUACUUUCUGGAGACCGCAUGUGUGUGUGUCGCAAUCGACACAUGCUCAGGGGUGCUCUUGCCUCACUCCAGGGCACCGGAAAUGAUUUGGAUGGUGGGUGACCCCCUCCCCGCUCGCCCCCCUUCGUCGUGGAGCUGCAUCUUUCCUGACGCCGUGAUGGAAGCUGAAGGGAAGGCUUUGCCUCUUCCUCCUGUUAGAGGCCUAGUCCCCGCCCACCCUUAUGCUUGAGCUUGCUUGUGGAGAGCGUGCUAUCGUCCCUCGUCGGUUUUAUAGAGGUUCAAGCAUCCUCCCUCUUUCCCCAGUUCGCUCUUUCUGAACCUCCCCCCCCCAAGGGUUAGAGGGCCGAAUUGCCCCACUCCAAAAUUAUUGAGUGAAUUGUAUGCUGCAAACGUAAAGCCACACCCUUUCUUCAAUGUGUGGUCCUUACCUGCUGUAUCUGUACCUGUAUUUUAUUUUAUUUGAUUUGAUUUAGGAGGGAACAAAAUAUAAUCGCAGCAUGAUAAGUGUGUGAAGGAAAUGAGAUAGGUGUCUCAACAUCCUGCUGGGUUUUUAAUUGAGCAAAUGGUGAUGAACUAAAAUAGCAAUGGAAACAUUGAAUGGAAGACCUUAGUACCCACUAGGUUUUUAUUGAGCCAAAGGUGAUAAAAUGAAGUAGCACUGGAAAAACUAAGUGUGGAGGAUUAAGACCUUAGUAUUCUUUAGCCAGUCCGGUUGAGAGUGUAUAACUAGUUAAGUUCUGUUAAGAACUAAUUAAUCCAUCUCAUUAGAACUGGAGAAGCGUGCAUGAUGGUGAGAUGCACCUUUUGCCAUUCAGUUAUAUAUUCUCUCUUAUUCAAACAUUUAUUUAAAAGUGGGCAUGACAGCCUCUUGUGCUGUUCCGUGCAAGGGUGGAAGUAAGAGCUGGUCAGCAAAAGGAUUUCAUUGUCUACUUUCAUGUUUCUGGUGGCCAAAUAAACAAAUAGCUGAUCUGCAGAGCCUUCUGCCUCCAGGGCUAGUGGUGUAACUGAGAUCAGAAAUAGGGUAGGCAGAUUUAUAAGAGAGCCAGUUUGGUUUUGUGGUUGGUGUUAAACCAGUGCCUGAGAGACCAGGGUUCAAAUCAUUGCUCAGCCAUGAAAAUAAGUGAGUGACGCUGGUCAGCCACAGUCUCUUAGCCUAGCCUGCUUCACAGGGUGGUUGUGAGGAUAAAAUGGAGGUAAAGAGAACCAUAUACACCAAAUUGAGCUUCUUGGAGUAAAGAUGGGAUAGAAAUGGUGGCUUUCAACUACCAAAGCCUCGCUGUAAAAUUGGGUGUCCUUGGACAAGGUGCAGUUUCCUGGAAAUGGAAGGCAGUGAAGUUUUGGUAGAAGUUGGGUGCAAUAAUGAUGUUAGGGCAAUAGUUCUAGGUGUUAGGGGCAAUUUCACAUUUAAUCAUGUAGAAAGAAGUGAGGACACUGAAGCCCCCUGGGGCUCUUGUGUUAAUGCAUUUUUGGCAGCUAAGGCUACUUAAAGGUAAAGGGACCCCUGACCAUUAGGUCCAGUCGUGGCCGACUUUGGGGUUGUGACGCUCAUCUCACUUUAUUAGUCGGCUUACAGCUUCCGGGUCAUGUGGCCAGCAUGACUAAGCUGCUUCUCGUGAACCAGAGCAGUGCACGGAAAUGCCGUUUACCUUCCCACUGGAGCGGUACCUAUUUAUCUACUUGCACUUUGACAUGCUUUCGAACUGCUAGGUUGGCAGGAGCAGGAACCAAGCAACGGGAACUCACCCCAUCGCAAGGAUUCGAACCGCCGACCUUCUGAUCGGCAAGUUCUAGGCUCUGUGGUUUAACCCACAGCGCCAGGAGGAAACCACUUGAGGAUAGAAGCUGCAGGCAGGAAAGUUCUGCCCUCCUCAUCAGUGUUCCGCUUUUGCUUUUAAAUUACAUAGACUUGCCCAACUCAUUCACUAAAUAGUUGGGACACUUCAGUAUUUAAAUCCAUGAAACUACUGCCUUCCUGUGUAACAACUUUGGAAAGUACCCAAGUAUGGUUGCUUUCAAAGUAUGCUGUUUAGCUGGGUAGACCUUUGGUCUGAUUAGUGUUGUUGCUUUAUAUACUAUAGAAGUAGGCUAUUCUACUUCACAAAAGUCAUAUAGGAUGAAAGGAUGUAGGUUUCAUAAAACCUGAAUGUCGGGGAAGAGGGAAAGUAAGUGUAUCUACAACAAAAUCACUUCGCCCAGCUUGUAGCUAUAGAUUUGUGUAGGCUCUGGCAAACAAUUUUGAACAAGGUGCCUGCUGUAGACUGAUACCUGUACCGAAGAAUACUUGGUGAAGAAUUUAGGCAGCCUAUGUAGGACAUUUGUAAAUGAUGUACAAAUUCCAGGAUAGACAUAUAUCACUUUAAAAAUUUGAUUUGUAUACAAUAUCCUUAUUGUGUUAGGGUUUGGUGGUGGUCAUGUUAAUGAAUUUAUAUAUUAACAACACUUCUAUUUUUUUAAGGUGCCCUGGGUACUCUGUAGAAAAGCAGGUAUUAAAUAUUGUACUAAAGAACAAUAGCAAUAGCUACAACUGUGGGGUUCUUUCCAGCUUGAAAUAGCAUGCAAACAGAGAGUUAAGAGAGAUGCAGUCAUCUACUUUUCCAUCCUCCUCCUCUAGGCUAAUAAAAGAAAGAAAGCUGCCUUCCCUAGGGUGCAAUUAGUAAUAUGGAAUGCGUCUUUGUCUGAUCCUAUGGUGUAUAUGGUACAACAGGACAUUAUAGUGGUGAUCAUAUUUGUGUGAAGUAGUCAUAAACAUAUGUUCAGCCUCUUCUAUUGAGUUAUGAAGGUAUGAAUCUGCUGGUUCUAGGUUCCAUUUUUUGUAUUUAAUUGCACAGAUGUCUACUUAUCACAUUACUUAACAUCAGGGAUAACUUUCUGACUUAAGAGCUGUUUGACAGUGGAACAGACUGCCUCGGGAGGUUUCUAAACAGGUUUCUAAACAGAGGUUGGAUGGCCAUCUGUCUUGGAUGCUUUAGUUGAAAUUCCUUUGGGGUCCCUUCCAACUCUGUGAUUCUAUGAUAAACCUAUGUGACAAGAGAAGCUAAUCAGCUUGCCAUGCAUGUACAAUUGACUGCAGUUAGGCACAAAUACUUUAAAAAUGUGAAUGGGCUUAUAAUGGGGUUUGAUUUGACAGGUCUUGAUUCAUAAUAAAUUAAUCAAUAGUCAGACUUCAUCUUGAGUACUGUUUCGAAUUCCUGGGUGCUGCACUAUCGGAAGAAUGUGAACAAGUUCAAACAAGGUUCAGAGGAGAGCAACAAAGAUGGUCACUGGUAUGAAAAACAAGUCCUGUGAAGAAAGUUUGAAGGAACCGGGUUUGUUGAGCCUGGAGAGGAGAAGAAGUUUAAGAAGGGGCUUAAUAGCACUUUUGAAAUAUUUGGAACGCUGUUGUGUAGAAAGGGGCAAAGCCUUGUCCUCUGUUGCCUGGAGGCAGUAAUGAGUAUGACAAUGGAGCCAGUUACCUAGGGUUUUGAUGAGCUCCUCCCUGGAAUUCUUCAAGCAUAGGAUGGAUAGCCAUCUGUUAGGGAUGCUCUAGCUCUGGAUUCACUGCAACAAAUGGGUAGGUCUAGAGCACAACUCGGGUCAAGUAGGAUUCUAUGAAAACCUAUUGGCUGAACUCAAUUUUCUCAGUGUGAAAGUCUCAUCAGCUCUAAUUGAGUCAUGAGUAUAUUCAACUAGCCCGAUAAAUAGUACUAUCCCUCUGUGUCUUGUAGCCCAUGCAUUUCUGGUGCUAUCUGCUGUACUCAAAGAUGUGUUGGACUUCACUACAGUAGAUCCUUUGUUUCUGCUUGAUCUGUGUCAGCUCCUGAUAGCAGCCUCUGCUGGUUUCAUGUUCAAAUUUUUCUAGUGUUCACUUUAAACAUUUUUCUUUAAACUGUCCCUUUCUCCUCCACCCCAAACAUUAUUUCCAGACUUCCUGUUUAGAGACUUGGUUAGACCAGGGAUAGGAAACCUGUGGUCCUUCAGGUGUUGGACUACAACUCCAUUCAUCCGUGACCAUUGGCUAUGCUGGCUGGGACAUAUGGGACUAGAUGUUCAACAAUAUGUAGAAGGCCACAUUUUAUAUUAUGUUUCUGUUAACAAGAUUUAUAUGCUGCUUGAUUGUAGCAAAGCCUAAACAGUUUGUAAGAAAUAUUACCAUUAUAAAUAAAACAGUUAAAAAUAGGUAAUUCAAGCAUUUGUUUAAAAAGCAGUUACAAUCAGCAGUAAACACAUUAACAUCUACUUGUCUGAAUAGCUUCCCUCAACAAAAAUAUUUUAAGCAGGUGCCAAAAAGAAUACAGUGGUACCUCUAGUUAUGAACUUAAUUCGUUCUGGAGGUCCGUUCUUAACUAGAGGCGUGCUUUUGCUAAUGGGGCCUCUUGCUGCCGCUGCGCCGCCAGCACACAAUUUCCAUUUUCAUCCUGGGGCAAAGUUCUCAAUUCAAGGUAACUCUUCCAGGUUAGCAAAGUUUGUAACCUGAAGUGUUUGUAACCUGAGGCAUUUGUAACUUGAGGUACCACUGUACAAUAAAAGAGCCUGGUGCCAAUUCAAUAGACAGGGAUACUUUUGUUUUUGCCUGCUCAUAUAGCACAUCAGCUUCCUGUUUUUCUGGCAGAUUUGACAAGGUGAUUAAGGGUUGGAGAGUCUGAAGCAAAGAACUGAAAAACUCUUAAUUAAAACCAAGGCCCAAUUCAGACAACUCUUCUCCUUUCUAUUGGGCCUGUACUUGUGUUGGAUUAAUGUACCUGCUUGCUGUGAAAAUUUCAGUAUCAAAAUGAUUAUAUUGUGGUUCUAAGAUUCUUGUAAUCUGACAUACAGAAAGGAGUGCACUGACAUAUAGAAAGGCUCAACCAUGUCACCAGCUAUUCCUGGAUGAGAUGUUCUUGCUUCCAGAGCUAAGGAGGCCUGGUCCAGAGUUCACAUUUCCUCAUUUGCUGCCUCUCUUGUUUAAAAAGCUAGACGGGGCAGUAUACACAACACUUAAUCAGUUCUAACCACAGGAAUGUAGCAAAUUUGAUGUCCUCGAUCUUAAAUUUGCCUUAAAUCAGAUAAUUUGUCAGUUUCAUCAAGGUAACCACAGUUCUUGGGUUGAGUUCUAUUAAGUUCCACCAGCGCAUUUAAUUUUAAACAUCGUAACAUUCCUUGAGUCUUCGAAGCUUUGAAAAAACUCAAAUCUAUGUCUUGUAUUUCUCUGGGCAAAUUUAUGCUUCUCACCUGAUAAUUUAGUUGCUCUUUUCUCUACUUUCUGUGGUUCCUUUUCUUUGACAUAAAGAAACUGGAGCAAAUAGGUGUUCUAAAAAUCAGCCUGCUGUAGAUCAGAGUGGGCAAUCUUUUUCCUUCUUUCUUUUUCUGUUGAGGCCUGCAUUCUUUCGGGAGUAAUGUCUUGGGCACAUGCCAAUUGUGAGAAGGGCUGACUUGAAGGAUUGGACUGGGACAGAGCCAAAAGAAGACCCCCCCUUUUCUCUCUCUCUCUCUUUCUCUCUUUCUCCUUCCCUCCUGCUUUCUACCCAGCAGGAGCAGAUCACUUGCAGAGGACUUUUGAAAUUUGUCUUGAGUUCUUUGUGUGACAUGAGGACUUUAGAUUUAUAUUUUAUAGGGGUUUGUAACUUUGUGUCUUCUCAGUUCCUUUCCGAAUAAUGUUGGUCUUAAGAAAGCCAAGUUGCUGACUUCUGAGAGCUUGCUGCUUUCAUCUUCGAGAUCUUUUUCCUAAGUAACUGCAGCCAACCCAGAACCUUUUAGUGUGUGAGAGAAUUAUUCCACUAUCUGAUGGUUUACAUUCACCGUGAAGAAAUAUAAGACUUCUGGGAUACGUUUUCAGUCUUGAGACACUUCAAAAACUUUAAUUGGAAUCUAGACUUUCAUUUUUACUUCUUCUUGAAGGGAUAUACUAUAAGAAUCCUUUUCUUAGAAUGAAUAAAUAGGUUUUCUUAUACUGACACAUAUUUCCCUUAGGUUAUGCAUUACAUGUAUGAAUAGAGGAGGUAAUAUUGACCUGAAAAGAGCCUUUAAGUGCUUAUUAGUUAGAAGCUGAGAAGAAGGUACAUGAAGUGGAUUUUUAUAUUGGUGUUCAGGAUAGGAGUUGGUAUUAUCAGAACAAGAGGUGCAUUCAGUGGUCUCAAGUGAUUAGGGCAUUAGUGCUGAUGAGCAUUCUGUAACAGUUUGACUGAAUUCAGUAUUCAAAGAAAUAAUCUUUUAGUGUAACAAAAGGGAAAUGCAAAAGACAGGCAAAAGCAAAGAUAGUUGGCUUGGCUUAAUAAUCAGAAGGAAAAGCAAUGAACAUUUUAAAUUAUAAACUUAGAGUUGCACAAUUAAAAGAUUUAUCACUAAAUUUAUUCAUUGUGCUUUUUAAAUGUUCUGAUGUCAUGGUGCAUCAAAUGAGUAAAGACAAUAAAAAUUUAAUUCAGUCUUAUAAUUCAAGAUGCAAAUGAAUGGAGGAAUUUAAAUGAUUAGACUUUAUCAAGAGUCUUAUUCAGAGCUGGAAGCACAGUAUCUAUAUGGUCUGGAAGCCUUUGAGUUCUAAUAAAUGAAAGGGACAUUCAGCAGUUCUAAAAUUCUGAACCAUAAAAGAAAAGUCACUACUAGUACUUUAGAAAUACUGUUGUUGUGCCAGAAGUAUGCCAAAAAGUAUAUUGUGACAGAGUAAAUUGCUACAUUCUUGGAAUCUGCUAAUUAUUUGAGUUAAGGAAUUUAUUGGGUCAUUGCACUUGGGACAUGAUACAAUCUUUCAAGAUGUUUGUGGUGUGUGGAUCCUUCAGAAUUUUCAUACAGUGCUUGCUAUAAGUACUCUAUAUAACACUUGAAAGUAUAACAAACAAAAGACAUGGGCAGUAUACAGAAUUUGGUAGUAGCUUUUAAUCUAAUCAAGAAAAACAAUAAAUUUUGUGGAUAUUAUGUCUGUUAAUAGUUGUGUAGAACCUCUAGGUUCAGAAUCGCUAUACUGUACCAGGGAAUACCAGUUGACUUUAUGGGCUUCUUGGUUGCAUCACAAAGCAUCUUGUGGCCUAUGGAAGAAACAUGAUGUAGAACAGAGGUCAGCAAACUUUUUCAGCAGGGGGCCGGUCCACUGUCCCUCAGACCUUGUGGGGGGCCGGACUAUACAGUGGUACCUCUGGAUGCAAACAGGAUCCGUUCUGGAGCCCCGCAUCCUGAAGCGAAUGCAUGCGUCUGCGCAUGCACGGGUCGCGAUUCGCCAUGUCUGCGCAUGCCACUGAGAGGUCAUGCUUCCAAAACAUCUACUUCUUAAAUAACUUCUAAUAGUAUUAGUAAGAUUUCACUGCUGUGUUAAUACCACCUGCUGUACAUUUAUUAGUCCUAAUAAUGGUGAACCUUCAAGCUAUGAACAGAUCAAAGUUUGGGAAAGUUAAAGGAGGUGUAGAGGGAUGAAUGGAACAGGAAAAACAAAUUGCUUUGCAACAAGCACUAUGGAUAUAAAUUUUGACACUCCUGGUUCUUGAAAUGAGGCAUUGCUUUGCAGACUACCUUCCCCAUAUUGCUGUAAUGUCUUGAGCAAGUGUUUUGAGCAAGAGUUUUAAGCAAGUGUUGUCUGCUAUGUUUGAGUAAUGACCAUAGUUAGAUCUCAGAGCUAAAUUUGAUGUAGAAUUAUAUAAAAUUAUUAACUUUUUUAAUUCUGAAGGGUGAAGAUGUUAAUCGGACACUGGAAGGUGGGAGGAAACCUCUUCACUAUGCUGCAGACUGUGGACAGCUUGAGAUCCUGGAGUUCCUUCUACUAAAAGGAGCUGAUAUGAAUGUAUGUAUGUUGAUUAAAACUCUGUCUAGUUCUGGUUUAGUUCUGUCUUUGACUGAAGACAAAUGAUAGUUUUCUGUGCAUUUCAAAACAAUGAUGUAGAGGCAUAGUUGUCCUUGGAUGUAUGUGCAUAUUAUUAGUAGUAGUAGUAGUAGCAGCAGCAGCAAUGUUUGCUCCACCGUUGCCUCUUCUUCAAACAGGUUUUGCAUGUAUUUUAAACAAUACAAAAACAGACUAUUCAUUAGAAGGGAUCAUGAGAUGCAUCCAUAAGUAAAAUGCCUCUUAUGCUACAUUCAGCUCUGUGAAAACUAAUAUGUGUCCAGUCUUCAGUAACUGGCCGAUAAUUAAAAAUAACUAAUCUGGUUAAUCUGAAUGGCUCAGACAUUUGAAUGAUUCAACAGUUCACUACACAAUUUGUAUGAAGUGAGUUUUUACACUUCCAUUUUAUUUGAUACAAUGCAAUUUCUGUCUGGUUCAUAUUAGACCUAUGAAAGGAUAAAUCUGCUUCAUUAUUAGUAUUCUAGUAAGAUAAUAGUAGUUGGUAUUAUCUUAGAAACUGCUGUCUGCAGUAACUGUCUUCUAUUCAGGUUAAAGUCUGCCAAUUUUCUAAUGUGUUUUGUAUACUAAGUUUUUAUGUAAAUAUUUUCACCCUGUUCUUCAACCAAAAAAUAUCCUAGAUGAAUCAAUAACAAACAGGGCAACAUCUACCCUUAGGCUUGCAGUCUAAAGGCCAUGAUACAAAAGGGGGAAAGAGUCUAUAGGAAAGAGGAAAUCAAGAAAAUCCAUGCCCAAAUUCUUAAAUGUAUGAAGUUCCUAUGAUGACUAGCUGAGAUGAAACACUUCAGGGAGAAUAGGAGACUUAAAGGAGCUACUCUUUUGGAAUGGCCUUGCCUCCCAUCCUUCCCUCUGCUGUAGCCUGAUGUAAUUCCAUUUGGUAACCAAUUCCAAUAAUUAACAGCAUUUAUAAACCAUUUCAGGAAAAUUAGGGACAUGCUUUUGCAGAAGUAAAGUGUAGGUCUGGACUUGCUUUCAUUUAGCAACAUUGCAGCUGGCUAAAUAUGUUCUGUGUGCAACAGUACCAUUUUUGGCAGAUACCCACCUGCCAAGAAUGUGAUAUCUGAGCAUUAUUAGAUAUAGUAUAUUGUAGAUGGAAUUUAUUGUGUAACUUCAUUUCUCUUUCUUACAGGCUCCAGACAAACACAAUAUCACUCCACUCCUUUCAGCAGUUUAUGAAGGCCAUGUGUCUUGUGUGAAGUUACUCCUGUCAAAGGUAAGAAACGGAGACCUGCCUGGUGGUUUAUUAAUCAUUCAGCAACUUAACAAAUUCCACACUGCCUUCAAGCAUUUCAUCAUUUUAAUUUUUUUAAAAGCCUAAUAUUCAUUGGGUGGAAUCCAGCUAAGUCAUGCUGAGAGUAGACACAUUGAAAUCAAUGGACUUACAUUGGUUAUGGCUUAGCAGGUGAGAGGUAAGGAUGCUUAACCUUUCCUGUGUCUACUGUUUCUCCCCUGCAAUUUUCUCCUCUCUGUUAAGUUGCUUAUUGAUCUCAGUGGCUCUUUCCUAUUACUUAGUCAGUAUUACCCAGUGGGCACUAUACAAAAAUGGAAAAAUGGAAAUCCGUGCCCAUAGGCUUACAAUAUUAAAACAGACAAGAGACCGAAGAAGAGAAGCUAAGGACAAGGCUUUUAACAUAACUUGGGAAAAUCUAAGCGUACAGUCAACAGUGUCUUCCUUUUUGCUAUGAUUUAGUCUUGAAAGUCCCCUUAGGUAGCUAUCUUCUGAGCUGUUCUGAUGUUAUAGAAUGCUAAAUGCAACUGCAGUGAGAAGGAUAGCCAGAUUCAAUGUGACUACAAAAUAGAGGCUAGUCAAGCAAAGAGAAAAACUUCCUGCAGGAAGUUUUAGAAGAGCCACAUAUUUAGUAGAUAAAAGCUUGUUCUAAGUGAGAGCUUGUCACACCAUUGUACUGCACAAAACAGGCGAAUCUGAUUGGUGACUGGCUCUUCAUGAUUCCUUUCCCAAUACUGUUACCUGAAAUUACAUAGAUGAAGAUGCUGGUGAGUCAGCCUUCAGCCUCCUGCAUACAAAGGAUGUGCUCUGUUACAAAGUUUGGGCUACAUGUUUUCUAGCACACUGGAUAGACAAUCUGGAAUGUGGCCAAAUUUGGCUGAAACCAUUUCACAGACCACACACUUCACCUCUGGUCAGAAUCAGAACCCUGCUUUGGAAAAUCUGAAACUUGGUGCCCCCAGUGACUACAAUGGGGAAAUCAACAAAUAGCUAUAGUUGUUCUGCUCUCUGACAUAAUGAGAUAAAACUUGUAGACAUAAUAGUCUCUUCUAUAGGACGAAAUUUGCCAUAUUUCAUGCUGACAGGUGUAAUGAGGAGUUGUGUUGGGCAGCCUAACAGUUUAUAUAUAACUAUAUAACCCUACCUGCUUGUAAAGCCCCCAGAGAUCCACCAAAAUCCUUUUCUUUCAGGCAAAGAGGGUGUAUGUGUGUGUCCUCUUUUCUCUGUUUCAGAACUUGGAAGCCCAGAUCUCAUCACUGGCUCUAUAGCAAGAGCAUCUGUGCAUCUAAAGCUCUUCCUGCACACAUCCCUCCCCAUAUUAUUUCAAGAGGGGAGGGGAGUAUCCUCCUUUUGGGGGGGAUGGGAGCCCUGCUCAUCACUUGCAUUUUUAUUAUAAGCAGUGACAAAGUAGGCAGCAGAGGUGACAAGGGCAGCUAUCUCCCAGCACCUCCACAAACUCUGGUACCUAUAUCUUUUUACCCAUCAUAAGCUUCUUGCAGGCUUAUGAUGGUGCCAGAAAAUGGUGCCUUGCCCUCCUUGUAUCAGCAGCCAGGGAGAAAGCACAGGGAGAGCUUGACUCAGGUUAUGGGGACUCAGUGGGACUUCAUGUUCCUGUCUGCCUUGGAGACUGGGUGUGAACCAUGAAUUAUUGGUGCUUCUCAGUCCAUUAUUUGAAGCCUUCAGUACUGCUGCUAUUUGCCACACAGUCACAAAAAGCAGUGGAAAAACACUGGAAGACUUUCUGGUAAGUUCCACCUUGGGUACUGACGGGAAGUUAAAAAAAAAAAGAGCCCUGUAAAAUCCUCUGGUUGAGAGCUACAGCUGUCAGUCACUAAAGUACACCCCCACUUCCCUGGUAUUUUCUUUACAGGGAGAGCAUCUAGGGGUACGAGAGUACGAAUUUUCAGUGUUUGUGCAUUUGAAUAGGUUCUGAAAUGUUGGAAACAGACAGAGUUGCCUUGGAACAGUUCAGAAGGAAAUUGCUUUGCUUUGGCUGACUCCCAAAUAUAUGAAAUGUCCCACUUUGGUUCUGGAUUUGGAAUUUGUCUGAAGCAAAUGCACACAGCCCUAGUAUUUGGUUGACUUUAACAUUGUCAAACUAAGGAAAAUAAAGCCAAUUUAUUCUGAGAGCUUUUCCCCUUCGGAGGUUGUAUAGGACACAUACCAUCUCAUGAUAACAAAAUACUGUGGUUCUCUUGAGUUAAAAUUGUGUGUGUUUACUUGCUGUUUAUCUGAAAAAUAUAGAGAGAUCUUGCUAGGAUUCACUCAUACUAAAACUUCAAGCCAGCAGAAGUAGGUUAUGAAUUGUAUUCUUUGUCCUUAAAGUACUUGUGGAGUCAAAAGUCUGUAGAUUCAUCUUUUGACUUUAAAAUAAAGGCUUGGAAGCUAGUUAGUGUCACUUUGCGCUUUUUCAACUCUGGUACUGAGUAUAUGGGAAGGGUAUAAAAAGAACAAAGGGAAAAUUUGAAGAAGACCUUCAAGGUUGUUUUUUUGUCAAUGCCAGUAGUUUCUGCCUUUGAUUCAGAAAGUAUAUUUGAUCACAUCAGUAUGAGUUUGUUCUAUCACAAAUGAGUUGAUUGUGUGGAUUACUUUAAAAAAAGAAGAAGAAAAAGCAAAGUAAUUACAAUGUUUAGAUCUCAGUGGAUCCUGGAUCACUGAAAUGUGGCUUGCUGUGCUAAAACUCCCCUCACCUGCUGAUCACUUCCAUAAGUUUGCUGCCAAAUGUUUUGUUGUUUUAGGUCAACCUGCCUUGAUUACCCUACACUGAAUUGAUGGCAUCGGUGCAUAUGCAUGAUUGUAUUUCUCCCCCAUUUUAACAAUCUUUUUAGUCCUAUAGUUGAAACAUUGUUUGUAUUUGAGAUUUAUUUAUUUUUAAGUACUGUUGGUUUUCUUUCUAUACUUUUCCUUGUAUCUUGACAAAACCUCUUGAGUUUCUAGUUUGAGUAGGAAACAUUCCUCAACCCUUUACCCAAAAAGCAAGACACAUUAUUUCAAUCUGCAGGCUGGUUAAAAAGAAAUUAAAUCUAUGCUAGCUUCAUAAUGCAACAUAGAUGUUUACUAAUCUUGUGGAACAUUAAGACCCCUGUACGAUCUUCAGUAAAGAAAACAUUUUUUCCUUAAUUUUCCUCCUUCUGCAAGUAGUACAGGAGCACUCAAGCCAAACGUCAUUUCUUGCCCUCUCCCCCUUUUGUGUUCUUUUCUCAUGCCAUUUUCCUCAAAUGUACUCCAAAUAAUGUGGAGACUGACAUGCUCAAAUUGAUUUAUUAUUUUACCUCAAACUAAGGUGUACUUGGAAAAUUUUCGAGUGUGGCGAUUUCAAGUGAAUGAGUGUUCCCAGACACAGCUGACAUACUAAUCAUAGUGAUUGGCUAUAGUCUAUUACAGCCUUGACUUUGACAGAGUGGAGCCAUUAAGCAUCUUUGGGCCAUACUUCUGUGCUUGUGGUACUUCAAGACCCACCUGACAUCCCCUUUAAAAGACAGACAAACCUGUGGAAAGUUGACAGUCUAACUUGAAGGAGUACAUCAACCUUUCUUCUAGGCCGAUGUCUGCAAUAAUUAAAGUGCUUUUAACUACCACAUUUACUCGAAUGUAAUGCUCACCUUUUUUGGCCAAAUUACGUUGAGAAAAUUAAGGUGUGCAUUAGAUUCGAUGGCACUUUUACAUUCAGCAGCAAAUACUUCAUUUGGUUUCAAGGUUCUGAAAAUUCAGGUGUGCGUGAGAUUCACUGGUGUAUUAGACUCGAGGAAAUAUGGUAGGUUUUUAACUAGACAGAGUUUCAAUCCUUUUAUCUCUGAAAUGACUGCAUCUAGGAAUAGUAACUGUUGUAGAGCGUAACCUUUUCCAACAUUUUGUAGAGGUGCAUGUGGGUGUGGAGGAAAUGCUCUGGAAGUCUGAUAUUUAUAUUCCACUGUACGCCUACAUAUAUGUACACCCACAUGUAUAUAUAUAUACCUGUACGCCUAUAUAUAAAGCUCCAGAAGGUUACUUGUAGGCGUACAGGUCAAUGUCAUCUAGAGUUCUUUAAUUUCCUUUUCCUUCAAAAGUUGCAACACUUGGGACCAGAUUCAACUAAAUUGUUGCACUAGCAGGAACCACCACGAGUCCUGCUAAUACAACAGGGCUACCCAUCCUCCUCCUCUCACCCAAAACUACUGGGGGGGGAGGUGUCAGGGGGGAAAACCCCAGACCACCACGUGUGGGGAAGAGAGAGAAGAGCAGUCCGUCAGGCAAGCAGAAAUGUUUGCACUGACAGAACAAUCACUUUGAAUUCCACCCUGGAGCUGUGAGAGGUCUUUAGCAGAAUGGAUCCCAGGCCACUAAAGGUGUAUGGUAAAACUCCAGUGUAUAUGCAAAUCCAGUAAAGGCUUUGGAACAGGAUUGAGGCUGUGGCUCUGAAUCAGAAGAGGAGUCAAGUAGGCAAGGUUUGGGAACCAUGGUUUCACCUGGAUUUAAUUGGCAUUUUGUCUUAAGAUAACUAGAACUGGGUCUUUUGAUUGAAAACUUUAAUGUAUAUUAAUACUUUGAAAAUACUAUUAUUCAAGUGGGCCCAAGAGGCUGAGGUGUCUUCAUGGGAGCAUGAAGCUUUCUAUAACUUAAAUGUGCUAUUUGGAUUGUGAGAUUACUUAAAGCCUGUCUUUUUAAUGGUGAAUGAAUUGAAAAUGAUCUCUCUUGUUUAACGUACACACCCUAGUCAAGCCAAUGUGACUCUAGUUGAAGAAAUUAUAUAGACUGUAAAGUAAGAAAACAAACGUACCAGGACCCUCUCACGAGAAACUGAUUCUGGUACAUGUAAUUCCACCAUUUCUCUAAAAGUGACAGCUCUUCUCCUCUCUUUACAGGGUGCUGAUAAGACUGUGAGAGGGCCAGAUGGUCUGACUGCCUUUGAAGCCACUGACAAUCAGGCAAUCAAAGCUCUUCUCCAGUGACGGAUGGACUGAGAUCUAAUGUCUCUCCUGUGGCCUCACACUGCUGCCUGUCUGUCACUCUUUGUAUCUUCCAGCUUCUUCAGCUAAAUAUUGGGGAGGGAGGAAAAAAAAUCACAGUAAAUCAGACUAGUUAGGUACCUCUAUCAAAAAGACAACCUGCUUGGAGAAAGUAGAAAUCCAUAUAAUUGGUUUCUCCUUAGGACUUUGUUCAGGGUACAAUUUUCCCCCCAUUUCUAGCAAAAUUGAACCUCUGCUGGAGAAGGGGCGAAGAAUGGAGUCUAAAAUUUAGUCUGCAAACUUUCCUUGUUCUUCUAAGACUUGCUGGAAGUUUGUCAGACAGAAGCUCCAUCCCUGUACUUUCUAACUUGUAAAGGCAGUAGCAGCCCUGUGCUGCUAUGCUGUCAUCUCCCAGUCAAGGCACUGGGAUAACUGUAUCCCUGUGCCUUACGUAGGUUGUGCAGUGCUGAAGGCUUUGGUUUAUCAUUCCCCGGUAUUUAACAGUUGGAUGCCACACUAAUUUUGGCUGCCUAUUUUAACAUGGAAUAUACAGUGAUAGCAGGAAUGCAUCUCAAAACGGGGUGCCAAGGGAUGAUCAAAAUCGUGUGGGGGUUUUUCCACCAUCCAAACAUUUUGUGAAGAACCAGCCAGAUGAUAGACAGUGCUUAGUUCUGGGUAAGAUUUGCUCUUCAAAGACUUCCAGUUGGAACUUCCUCACCCCAGCACAUCAUAAUAUUAACUGGAAGAAAGUGACAGCUCCAGACCUAUUGGUGCUAGAGGAUGAUGACUUUGCCCUUCAAGAUUUAGACUCAAAGUAUCUUAAUUACUAAAGAAGGAAUGGCUCUCAGUUUAAGUUAAUUUCAUUCUUUUAAAGAAGGCAGGAGCUUCCUUUGCCCUAGUUUCAUCCUCAACACAUUGAUCUUGUAAAAUGCAUAUGUCUCUGAAAUAAGAUUUGAGUCACUGCUAUGGCAUUGUCUAUGAAAAAUGUAAUUUGACAGAUUAAAUAGUCAUGUUUCCAAAGGAAACCCUGCCUUUAUUGCUGCCCAGUAAAGGAUGCUUCUUUGUACGUGACAUUUCACAAAUACUCUUCAAGAUGACAUUUUUAAAGAACAUUCAGGCAUAAGGUUUUGUAAUAUGCUAAUGUGUUGAUUAGAAGAUGCUGGGGCAAAUAGCACAUGAUAAAUUUUGUAUCAUGUUAAAAAUUUCCCACUGAGGCUUCUACUGACUUUGCAUCAAGAUGUGCAAUACAAUGUCUUCAUUGUCAUCCAGGUAACUGGCGUGUGCUUUUGUAUACACAUUUCAUAGUGUUGAAUGUACCUUUUCAAUUUUGAAAGCAUUUCAUUUAAAUGGGAAAACCCUCUGUAUACCCUAGUAAAACAGAAUUAGGAAUAAGGCCUCUAUAGACAAUGCAAAAUUGCAGGCUAGCGUUACAUCUUAAAUUGCCAUUUAUUUGUCCCUUAUUAGCACUGAUACCACCCCCAACAUUCAAAUAUUCAGCAGCAAAGGGGGGGGGGGAGAAACUAGAUUCUUUAAAGGCUUUCUUAAAAGUAGAACCAUGUUAAUCUGGUUUUGUUUUUUGGUUUUUUGUAUUGGUGCAGGAAUGUGAUAUAGAAAUAGCAAGCUUUGCAUGCAGAGUCUGUGUAGUCACAUGUUCACCUUCCUAUGCGACACGAAAGGCGUUGCUUAUGAAGAUGCUAAUUGAGUAAAUGAACAUGUUCAGAUUAAUUUUAAAUCAAACGUUCUUAGUCAUAGUAGGCAUGAUCCACUUAAUAUCUCCUGAAGUUAAAUGAAAGAUCUGAUGGAUCAAGUGAAGGAGAAAUUGAAAUUGUGCUUCAUGACUGGCUAUUUCAUAACCCUGUGUCCAUUCGCCUUCAAUCCUCCUUAGAUAGUGUUGGAUCACUUUGAGCCUCUUUCGUGCAGUUCGUUGCCCAAACAUUUGAGGCUCUGCCUGCUUGCCUUUUCUUUAAAAACUAUCAUGUUGGCGUUUUGCACAGUUCUUUUUUUCUGGCACAUCUUUAUUCGCAACUAGAGAUGGAUUCUGAUGUGUGGCUAUAAUAAAGUAUAUUUUAGCCACUUGGGUCAGAAUACGUAAGAGUUUGCUCUAAGCCAAACUAAUGUUUCUGAAUUUGCUAUGGCAUAAAAGGUCCACCCACUGUUUUCUGUUUUAGAAAUCAAGAAAUCAAACCCAACUUUAGAUCUUUGUGUGAACAGAUCAUGUGCUAUUCAUAUCAUAUCCUGCUUUUCAGAAGAAAAAUGAUGGCUACCAAUGUCUCAUGCUAGCUCUUAGAUAGUGAACUCUUGGAGUAAAUUCUUUUUCAAGGUAGGAAACUUAAGAGAAGUCAAAGCUAGCACUCUAGAAAUCAAAUUCUAGCACCAAUAUCCUUCCUUUACUUUCAGAUUUCAGAUUUCAAUUUAAAAUAAUGACUUGCGGUCUUAAAGCUUUCUGCUCCCCUUUGUAUAGGCAUUGCUUUCUUAACUUAGUUCUUUAAUGCAGUACUAAAUGGGUUAAUUGAUGGAUAGAAGAAGCUGGUAAGAGUGGAAUGUCCUAGUUGAGCAGUUGCAGUGUUGCAUGCUAAAUCUCAAACUGAACAGUCUUAUAUUUUAUAAAUGGGGAAAACAAUCACAUCUUUCUACCCAAUUGAUGGAGGAAAAAUAGUGCUUUGUGCAUUUUGAUAUUUGACCUUUUUCCACAAUGUAACUAUUUUGACACAGUUUGGUUUAUCAUUAUCAUGGUUCAUAGACAUUGGAUUGCUAAAUGAUACUGUGUUAAGUUUGUGUUGCAAGAAUGAAUGGAAUAAACUUGAAUUGUGCUAUAGAAAAAUCUGAAGCUUUAUCUGCCUCUGUAUACUUCCCACGCUGUUCUCCCUCGACUGCCAACCUUAUAGAAUUAUAGCUCUACUAUAAUUCUCUGCAUCUAGCACUUUGCAACUUCAUUAAAAUCCUUUGUAAAACCCGUUUUGUGUACCCCACUCUUACUCUGAUAUUAAGGUAGUUAAAAUGGCAAACCUCAUAUUUUGGGAAAGGCCUAUCUUGAUUAAGUACUUUGAAGCUCCCAACUCAAAAUUAUAAUCCUGCUGCCUCUGAUUUUAUGUUCGAUUCUUCUCUCAUAGUUAGAUGAGGAUGCAGAACAUGUCCCUUAACACACAUUACCUAGAUCAGCAAACCUACAAUUUUGGGGGAUGCUCAUAACUCUACAUUACAACUCUUAAUUUUCUGAAAAGAAACAUUCCCAUAUUAAAGGGAUGUGUGAAUACAGAAUACAUGCAUGCAUAUGCCUCACUUAAAUUGCAAUUACUUGAUUACCCAAGGCCUGGGCAGGUUCAGGCAUUCAACCCAGCCACAAAUUACUGUUUUUGAAGAGUAUGCCUGAGCACUGAGGAUUAAUGCAUCUGGUGUUGAGUUGAGUGUAGUUAUUUGCAUAUAUGAAUGUAUCUGCAAUUAACCUGACUCCCAUGAUUCUCUUGUCACACACACCCCACGC
This is a messenger RNA of Podarcis lilfordi (Lilford's wall lizard), 18151 nucleotides long. The record is from the annotation of a GenBank genome assembly. NCBI's taxonomy places the organism in Eukaryota, Metazoa, Chordata, Lepidosauria, Squamata, Lacertidae.